Nymphaea colorata (pocket water lily) is the source of this 823-nucleotide messenger RNA. Its product is annotated as transcription factor MYB3-like. The record is from RefSeq and is a predicted model, not a curated record. The coding region runs from base 56 to 820 and encodes 254 amino acids. Lineage: Eukaryota; Viridiplantae; Streptophyta; Magnoliopsida; Nymphaeales; Nymphaeaceae. The transcript has 3 exons.
CUACCUUGCACAAAACAUAGACGCCUCUCUCUCUCUCUCGAUUGUUCUUAAGCAGAUGGCUGCCGACAGUGACACAAAGAAAUUCGUGUCGAGAAACACGCUGGUAGGUAAAAAGGAAGUAAACAGAGGGGCAUGGACGGCGGAAGAAGAUGAGAAGUUGUCUCGCUACAUCAAAGAACACGGAAAGACUAAAUGGACACUCGUCCCGGUUAAAGCAGGACUGAACCGGUGUGGAAGAAGUUGCAGACUGAGGUGGUUGAACUACUUGAGGCCCGAUAUCAAAAGGGGGAACUUCUCUGAUCAAGAAGAGGAUCUGAUCAUAAGGCUUCAUAAUCUCCUUGGGAACAGAUGGUCAUUGAUUGCGGGAAGGCUUCCCGGACGAACAGACAACGAGAUUAAAAACUACUGGAACACUCAUUUGAGUAAAAAACUGAAGCUAAAGCGGCAGCAGAAGCAUGACAAAGAAAUGCCAAAUAGGGAUUCACCACAUAAGCAUGUCUCCGUGGAAAGAGUUUCCAGCAGGAAGGGAAAGCGAUUAAAUGGAGGAGAAAACAUUCAACAAUAUCUUAGCGAACUCGAAGAUCUGGUGAUCAGUGAUCUCGAUCUCGAACAUUUCUUCAGUUUCCCAGAGGAAGAGCCCAUCUCCUCUUCUUCCAGUCUAUGUGACAACUUUCAGCACUUUGUCCUUGACAUGGUGAACACGCAAGGAUACAAUGGAGGCAUUGAAAGGCAUGGAAAUGAUUGUAAUUUUGGUUUAGAAUGGCUGAAGUAUAUGUACGAUUGUGAUGCGGAGUUGGGAUGCCCAGAUUUAUUUCAGUAGAGC